Messenger RNA from Acaulospora morrowiae, 256 nucleotides. NCBI's taxonomy places the organism in Eukaryota, Fungi, Glomeromycota, Glomeromycetes, Diversisporales, Acaulosporaceae. The record is from the annotation of a GenBank genome assembly.
ACAAGUGACGCAAUAGGAUCCAACCCCGAAGAACUUAACUGUCAACAUAAGAACUUUCAAUUUGACAAAAUGAUAAAGAUUUGGUCGAUCAAGAAGGAUAAUUCUGCGGCAGAAAAGAAAAAGCCAAAAGUUAGUGCAGCUCAGAUUCGUGUUCAAAAAGAUUUGACCGAACUAGCACUCCCAGAAACAAUGCAAAUGACUUUUCCCGAUGAGCAUGAUCUCCUUAAUUUCAAUUUAUCCAUAAGGCCAGAUGAAG